CGUCGAGCAGAAGAAGACGCAUGCGACGAGGACCACUCGCGCUCCUUGCCGCCAUCGUCGCCCUCGCGCAGGGCGACAACAUGACCUUGUCGACGCCCAAGCUCGUACUGAAUAAUGUACCUUUUGCGUGUACCCUGAGCUUGCCAGCGCUAUCGCCCCACGGCGACGCUUGGCCAGCGACUCUCUUCGUCGUCGUCCAGGUCAAAACCCGUCAUCUUGGGGCGUUUGCAGUGUCGACAAUGUUCAGAAGCCACACACUGGGCAACCUCACGGUAGCAUCGUCGGGGCUUCACACGCUGUACCUUGAGGUCGUCGAUGGAAACGGGACGUCCAUGGGCGCGGCGGUCACCACGGUGCCCAGCGUACCGGGGUUUCUGUCGCUGCUGCCGCCGCUGCUCACGGUCGUCGUCGCGGUGCUCUGCAAGCAGGUGCUACUUGCGUUCGUGCUUGGUGUCUGGCUCGGCUGCGUCUUUCUACAUGCUUUCAACCCGCUCGUGGCGCUCCUUCGCGUCUUUGACACGUACUUGAGUCACGCCUUGGACUAUCGGAACGGACACGCGCAGGUCGUGACGUUUUGCUUUCUCUUGGGCGGGCUCAUUGGCAUUGUGCAAAAGGGCGGCGGCGCCCACGGCCUCGCGUCGCUCGUCGCGUCCCUCCCAGCGACGCGUGGCCAAGCUCUGGUCGCGAUCUUAACGCUGACGGGGCUCGUCUUCUUUGACGACCAUGCCGCGAUUCUGAUUGUCGGCACGACGUUCUCGCGCCCGGCGCAGGACGUGGGCGUGAGCAAAGCCAAACUGGCGUUGCUCAUCCAUGGCGUCUCGGCGUGUUGGGUGAGUCUCGUGCCGAUCUCGUCCUGGGUCGGCGUACAAGUGGGGUAUCUCCAAGGCGAGCCGUCGCUCUCGGGCGACGCGUUUGGCUGGUUCCUCGCGUCGUGGCCGCACCGGUACUUUCCGUUGCUCUGGCUGUGCUUCCUCGGCCUCACAGUCGCCACGGGCCGGGACUUUGGCCCCAUGCUACAGCACGAGCGCGCGGCGCAGCGGCGGAAGAGCCGCCACAGCCUCUCGACCGACUCGGAGACGUUUUCGCCCCUCGCCAUGGGACUCGCGAGCCCGAGCGUGCUCCCAGCGUCGGCGCUCGCUCCGACAAUUCCAGUUUCUUCCCAGCGCUGGUACAACGCGGUGCUUCCGUUUGCCGCCGUCGGGAUCGGGACGUGCCUCGGACUCUACUGGGAUGGCAGCGCCCACGGGGACACGUCGUGGCGCACGGUAUUCGCAAGCGCCAACUCGUUCAACGCGCUCAUCGCUGGCGCACUCGCGGGCUGCAUCGUCGCGGCGGUGCUCUUAAUCAGGCAGCAGCUCUUGACGCUGCGGGGCAUCCUGACUGCGUGGCUCGCCGGCGUCGCCGAGAACACGCUUUCGCCCGUGCUCGUGCUCCUCCUCGCGUGGGCGCUCGGCCACGUCCUGCUCGACCUCCAAGCUGCCGCAUACUUGGCGCCUGCGCUCGGAUCGACGCUACCGCCCCGCCUUUUGCCCAGCGUGGUGACGGUAUUGAGCUUUGGCCUCUCGGUCGCAACCGGGUCUGCGUUUGGUGCCAUGGGCAUUCUCUUCCCGCUCGCACUGCCUCUCGCCGCGACCUUGUCGCCGGGCGAUACCGACCUCUUGACGCAAUGCGUCGGCGCGAUCGUUGGCAGCAGCGUCUUUGGCAAUGUGCUGAGCCCGAUAGCCGACGACACGCUUCUCACGUGCAUGGCGACGGGCCUCAACGUGCACACGCACGUGCGCACGACGCUUCCAUACGCCGCUAUCGUCGGCAGCGUGAGCCUCUUUCUAGGCGCGCUGCCCGUGGGGUAUGGCGUGUAUGGGCCAACAGAGGCCCUCGGCCUUUCUGUGAGCGCGUGUUUCUGCCUCCUCAUCCUGCUUGGCCGACCGGUGGUCGACACCCGUUGCAUCGUCACCGACGCGACACCGCUGCUCGCCUCCUCGUAG
This is a messenger RNA of Saprolegnia parasitica CBS 223.65, 1985 nucleotides long. RefSeq lists its product as hypothetical. The record is from RefSeq and is a predicted model, not a curated record. Bases 21 to 1985 code for a protein of 654 amino acids. The transcript has 6 exons. Lineage: Eukaryota; Oomycota; Saprolegniomycetes; Saprolegniales; Saprolegniaceae. Gene Ontology annotation, cellular component: membrane.